UAUGAUUUAUCAUGUUAGAUACAAGUAAAUAUGACAUCUUCAGUUUCCGUAAACAACGUUUUGAAAUGAUAUGCUUAUAAAACAAAUUAUACUUUAUAUAAAAGGACAGUAAUUGUGUUCAAAACUUAAAUUCGGUCUCUUGAAGUGAAAAUCAAAAUAACUCUUGGAAAUGGGAAGAAAUAAAGACGAAGAAGACGACUUUUCAAAACUUCGCAAGGCGUCCGCCGUGAUACUGUUGGUCGUCGGCUUAAUCGGAUUUGGUUUGGCAAAACUCGCAGUAGGUGCGAAUAAUCUGAACAACUGCAGCAUUGAAAAGCAUAUUCCAGUCUAUAUUCUUCUAAGUGCAUUUGCGCCUUUAGCGCUUAGUGGGUGCUUUGCCUGCCAGGGAAAUGGUGAUUUGGACGGAUUUUUUCAACUUGUGUGUGGAUGUAUUACAUUACUUUUUAGUUUUGCCUGGCUUAUCUGCGGUACUGUGUGGGUCUACCCUAACUACGGUAUUGUCAUGUCUAAAGAUUUCAAACUGUGUAAAGGAAAUGAAACAGACGGGUGUUCAGAAGGCGACUGCGAUAAAAGCCUUCUGAGAUUUGCUUUUGCUGUGGUUACCAUAGAUUGGAUGAUUCUGCUUAUUGGAAUAGGUCUGGUAGCUUGGUUUAUACACAGAGAGAAUAAUUAAUACAGGUCUCAGACUUAUUUGCUUUAUUUUCAGCAAAAUACAUUUUCUUCUGAAAAUGAACAGACCGUAUGCUAUUUUUGACACUGGUUUAACUACGACAAAUUACAAAGAUAAAAUUUCCAGAGAAUAUAUCUAAACUUGUCCAACAAAAUAUUUUUUUAUGAAAUAAAAUGUAAGUAAACGUG
Molecule: messenger RNA, 858 nt
Organism: Mercenaria mercenaria
Lineage: Eukaryota; Metazoa; Mollusca; Bivalvia; Venerida; Veneridae
Exons: 4
Coding region: 170-673 (167 amino acids)
Source: RefSeq, a predicted model, not a curated record